UUCCAUUCCAUCGCACAAAGCAAAGCACAAUCCCAGUCUCUCUCUCUCUCUCUCUCUCUCUCUCUCUCUCUCUCUCAUCUCCUAUAUAAACACCCAAACGAGAGGAAGAAGAAUAAGAUUUGUUCAUUCAACCCCAUCAAUCAAUCUCUGCUGUUGCUUCGAUAAUAAAAUUUAUAUAUUAAGAGAGAGAGGUAUGGGAUGGGAGCUCAGAAGAGCAUCCAUGCCGGCAAAGCAAAGAUAGACUUCAACGUUGAUCUCACUCACAAGCUCUGUACUGCCCUCAUGCUCCCUCCUCCUUUCAGGCACUCGAGCAAUCCCUUUUCACAGGUUAUCGGAAGUCUUUGCAUCAAGCACCCUAACCUUUUUGGUAAAAGUGAGAAGUUGGAUGUGUCAUGGGACAAGGGACUCUAUGAUUCAAAUAUCUUGAUAGCUUACAGGAAGCCAAGGCCCGAAUGGCUUGCCCAACAAUCUUUUGUUAUUCAGCAUUCGAUUACUCCUGAGAUCGGGAUCCAUGGUUUGCCAGCUGACAAUUUCUCCCGUUCGGGUAGUGGGGGUGUCAAUCUGUGCCGUUUCUCUACUGGCAUAGAUCUCAAUGAGCCUGCGACUUCCAAUUGGUGCAGCACCACCAGCAUAAAAUUUGAGCAUGUUCGUCCAAUCAACGAUGAUGGCCGUUCGAUAACAAGGGACCUUGAUGGGUUUCCAGUUACUUGCAGUGGAAAUGUCCAUGAUAGCAUGGUGGUUUUGAAGCAAGAGUCGAGUUAUGCAAUUGCCAACGAUCACACCUUCUCUCAACUGAACUUUCAAAUAGAGCAAGGAAUUCCUCUUUUAUCGAAGUGGCUGAUUUUCAACCGAUUCAAGUUUGUUGUAUCAAAGGGAGUUAAAUUGGGACCGGCAUUUCUCUUGACAAGCCUGACAGGUGGUUCCAUUGUAGGGGACAUGGCUCCAUAUCAAGCAUUUGCAAUUGGAGGACUUAAUAGCAUUCGAGGGUAUGGUGAGGGUGCAGUUGGCUCUGGGAGAUCAUGCCUAAUUGUUAACAGUGAAAUAAAAGUUCCUAUGGCAAAGGGAUUGGAAGGUGCCAUUUUUAUGGACUGUGGAACAGAUUUGGGCUCUGGUCACCAUGUCCCUGGCAAUCCUGCUCUCAGGAAAGGCAAACCUGGGUCUGGACUUGGUUUUGGGUAUGGUCUUCGAUUCAACUCAAGUUUAGGUCAGUUCCGGAUUGACUAUGCAAUGAAUGCGUUCCAACAGAAAACUGUUUACUUUGGCAUUGGCAAUGUCACCUCAUGAAAGUUUUGAAAGGCCUACAACUAAUCCAUUUCAUAUUAACAAAAUUCAAAAUUCAAUGCGAAAUGUUGCAUGCAAUGAAAUUUAGCAUGCAUUGUUUUCAA
Molecule: messenger RNA, 1385 nt
Organism: Magnolia sinica
Lineage: Eukaryota; Viridiplantae; Streptophyta; Magnoliopsida; Magnoliales; Magnoliaceae
Product: outer envelope protein 39, chloroplastic
Exons: 11
Coding region: 199-1284 (361 amino acids)
Biological process (GO): embryo development ending in seed dormancy; chloroplast organization
Cellular component (GO): outer membrane
Source: RefSeq, a predicted model, not a curated record